UCACGUUGCGUUGAGCAGAAGGCGGACUCCUCUAAAAGUCAUAACCGGUCUAACACCGUUCACGUAGCUGUAUUUAAGUCAUAUAUUUUACUUUUCUUUAAAAAAACAAACUUAUAUAAUAUUUUGUUCAACAUAGUCAAUUUAUUUUGCCUAAAAUAAAAAUAAAAAGUGUUUCCCCCGUCUUGUCGGAUCGUGAGCCGUGACGUCAUGAGGUUGGUUCGCGUUCGCCUUUCCUCACUAAAAGUUGGUGACAGCGCGAGCUCAAUGGACAGCAAUGGCCCGCGACGCAGAGGGGGCCACUUCUGCAUCGCCCCCGGAUGCAGCAAUGAGUUUUAUCGAGCCAAAGACGAAGGAAAGAGCGUCCGCUUCCACUCGUUGCCUUUUAAGCGGCAGGCGGUCCUUCGUCGUUGGCUCGCUGCGCUGCGGCGAGAGGGAAGUUCAGUCCGCCGGGGCGCGCGGGUCUGCAGCGAGCACUUCGUGAACGAGGACUACGUCGGGGAGAGUGUUGUCGAGUCCGGCGCGCUGGUGGUCCGCCCUACCAAAAAACUGAAGUCCGACGCCGCCCCCUCUGUGUUUGACUUUUCCUCUCCAAAGGUUGUGUGUUCCGCUCCUCCGACCCAGCCCGCGAGCCAAGCCGCCACCUCAGCUCCGCGCCAUAAGAAAGGGGCCCGAGGACACGCCUACCUGAGACCGGAUCUGCAGGGAUUCAACUUUCUCAUCCCUCAAAAGAAACCCACGACAAUGUCUGCAGCCAUGGAUGCACCAGCAGCGACGGCAGCCCCGGUCAUCUGCGAGGUCUGCGGAACGAUCUUUGAGACGCGGCGGGGGCUCUCCAGCCACGCCCGCCUCCACCUGCGGCAGCUCGGCGUGCCGUUGUCCGAAAGCAGCGGCGCUCCCAUCGAGCUGCUCUACCAGCUCAUCCAGGACAGAGGCGACUCCCUCCCCGAUUUCUCCUCCGUGCAGGGGCCGGCCCCGCUCAAAAGAGCCCCGCCGCAGGAGUCCAGGACGUCUUGGGCGCCGGACGACAGGAGCGGCUCCGGCAAAGCGGAGAGCCGAGUCGCGGCCGCGCCACAAAAGAUGGACCACGGGGGACCGAAAGAGUCGCCGACCUCUCUCCUCCCCUCGUCCCCCUCUGGUCUCGUGUCGGUCGAGUCCAGAACGAGUGAAGGCGGCGGCUCGUCUUCAGAGCACCAAACCAAAGCCAAACCGUUGUGGGCGCCGCUGGAAACUGACGCCCCCAUCACCUUAGCUUCAGACGCCACCAACGAGGUCCAUGUGUGCCAACUCUGUGGCUGCUGGUACGGGACGCGCAAAGGCCUCUCCGGUCACGCCCGGGCACACCUGCGCCAGAUUGGAAUCCCUGAAAGCGACAUCAAGGGCAGUCCUAUUGAUUUGCUCUACCAGAUCAUGGAGGAGGAGGACCUCAAGCCCAUCGACAGCGAGCAGCAGCAGCCGGGAGCGAGCACCUCAAACAGUCCCUCUAAAUCCUCCUCCAAGCGACCCUCCAAUCGGUGUGCUCCGCCGGCGUCCCCGGCCAGCAAGCGGCCUAAACCCCCAGUGGACUUUAUCUGUAUUCUGUGCGGGGAGAAGUUUGAGAAUCGCAAAGGCCUGGCGAUCCACGCGCGCGCUCACCUGCGUCAGAUCGGCGUGUUCGACCUCAUGGGCAAAAUCUCUGCAAUCGACACGGUUCAAGAGCUGGUCAGCAGCGGCAUGCUGGAAGCCAUUCCCCCUCCCAACGCGAACAGUGCAGCCGGCUCGUCUGCAGCCCCGUCUCCCUCGACGCCCCUCCCCCCGAGCCCCGCAACGUGCGCUCGGUCUCCCGUCAACAGGGCCCCGAAGGCGAAGAAAGGCUUCCGGCUGGCGGUGGACCCCCUCCUGAGGAAGCCUAAGCCGGAGCCCGUGGAGAUGGAGGUGUCUGUUCAACCCAAGGGAGCCGGCGCGAACAGCGACUAUCCGACGCAGAAGUCACCUGCCGCUUCAAAGCCUCUAAAUGCAGAUGUCCAAUCCCAGCCACCGACGGUCCUCUGCGAUUUCUGCGGCCAGCUGUUCGAGACCCGCAAAGCCCUGUCGUGCCACGCCCGCGCGCAUCUGCGCCAGCUCGGGCUCACCUGGUCCAUCAGAACGUCGCCGAUUGACCUGCUCAAAGAGGUCAUGAUGCGCGGCGAAGAAGGCAAGAAGCUGUCCGUGCCCACCGGGUCCUCGGCGGGCAAAGCCGCGUGGACCUCCCAAGGCUCCAGACGGUCGCUGGGCAGCCUCCCGUCGGGGGAACCGGCCGCCAACGCCUCCACGGCACCCCUCGAUUAUUCCAUGAAGGAGAAACCCUCGUCUGGCAGGAGCGGGGGCUCGCACACCGACGCGUCCUGUGAGCUGUGCGGCUUCGACUUUGAAAACCGCAAGGCCCUGGCGAGUCACGCGCGGGCGCACCUCCGACAGCUGGGCAUCGUGGAGUGGAAGGCGGACGGGGGCGCGAGCUCGCCGAUCGAGCUCCUCAGCGAGUUGAUCCGCAGGGACCCGGUGAAGGUGGCGGCCAUAACCCACCGCUAUCGCAUGGGAGACCUAUACAUCAAGAAGUCCCAGAGAGGUGCCGCGUCGCCCUCUCUGUCCACCGACUCUGAGUGCGUCGCCGGCGGCGGCGGCCUGAAGCCCGCGGCGGGCAGGGAGCACUCGGGCGUGACCGCCGGCUCGUCCAGACACUCCAACAGCAACGCGCGGGCCAUCGCGGCCCACGGCGACCUCGGCGUGCGCUCCUCACGGGGGGUCCACCCACCAAAACGUUUCGCGCCAACAGGGGAGGAGAAUCACGACGGCAAUUCCCAGCAGCCGCCGCGGUCGGGCAGCAUCCCCGCCAUGCUGCCGAAGCCCCCGCUCACACCUCUGGUCAAGCUGGUGGGGAAAGUCUACUCCCUCAAGUGCAGGUUCUGCGAGGAAGUGUUCCACGGACCUCUGUCGGUUCAGGAGCGAUGGAUCGCACACCUGCAGAAACACAUCCUGUCGCUGGGCUACAAAGGCAAAGCGUCUCCUCCGGCCGCGGCGCCGGCGCUCGUCCAGCCGGCCGCGGCGCCGGCGCUCGUCCAGCCGGUCGCUGUCUAGUCCACCAAGUCUCCCAAGAUUAAUAACGUGUUAGGAAGAAGAAAAAAAGAAGUGCACAUGUUAUGUUCCUUUUCUGUCCUCUAGAGGGCGAGCAUGAGCCAUGUGAGGAAAGCGGCCGAGCGUAAUCCACUCAGGUAAACAUCCACUGAAUACAAGAGAUCACACUGAUUCAUCCCUCAUUUCGAUGUCCGGCGCUUUCCUCCUCCUGCUCACUUCCUACUAUUAUGUAUAGACGUGUGUUUCAGUGCGAUGUAUUCAAUAGUUGUCAUAAUUUAAUGUCAGACACUGAAAGAACGUUCCGGGUCUGAGAUUCUUCUCAUUUGUUUUUCUUUUCUUUCCCCUGCUGAGUAGACUGGUGUGUUCGUCCAUGAUCUUUUAUAUGCUUUGAAAUUGAGUCUUAUAUUAUAUACAUUUAUUGGUCAGGGUUUUUUACCGUAAAUCUGGAUGGAUUCUUCUUUUUUUUUUUAAAUGGAAAUGUUUUGGAAAAUAACAAAAUCAUGUAAUUGAUGACGACUUGGUGGAAGAAAAAAAUGUAAUCAGGAAUGAAAUCAAAGCCUCAACCGUCUUGACCAUAGAGACAUUGUUUCUCUUUUUGACACUUUCUUCAGGUAAAACUGCAAAUACUGUGUUUGUUUUUCUGGUCUUUUACAUAUGUUUUUUAAUACUUAUAUUAAUUAAAUUGUGUCUUGUAUAUAAAAUAGUGCUGGAUGAACAAGUUUGAUCGAUUAAUCGCCUGAUUUUUCUGUGAUUAAUCGCAUCAUGUGAAUUUAUGAAUUAAAAACUAGUGUAUUGCA
Pseudoliparis swirei is the source of this 3884-nucleotide messenger RNA. RefSeq names its product protein Wiz-like. Gene Ontology annotation, cellular component: nucleus. Gene Ontology annotation, molecular function: RNA polymerase II cis-regulatory region sequence-specific DNA binding; DNA-binding transcription factor activity, RNA polymerase II-specific. Lineage: Eukaryota; Metazoa; Chordata; Actinopteri; Perciformes; Liparidae. The coding region runs from base 208 to 3090 and encodes 960 amino acids. Gene Ontology annotation, biological process: regulation of transcription by RNA polymerase II. The transcript has 9 exons. The record is from RefSeq and is a predicted model, not a curated record.